This is a messenger RNA of Naegleria fowleri, 789 nucleotides long. RefSeq lists its product as uncharacterized. Bases 1 to 789 code for a protein of 262 amino acids. Lineage: Eukaryota; Heterolobosea; Eutetramitea; Acrasida; Naegleriidae. The record is from RefSeq and is a predicted model, not a curated record. The transcript is spliced from 3 exons. Gene Ontology annotation, molecular function: RNA binding; ribonuclease T2 activity.
AUGCUGCGACUUGUCUUGUUGUUCAUCAUUAGCAUCAUUGUUGGUUGUUCUUGUUGUUUCAACAUUGUGUUCAUUGAAGGAGCUCAAAUUCCAUUGAUAAAAUCCAAUCCAUUGGAUUCUUUUUCAUCAUCUCUUCCUCGUCGUCGUGAUGAAACUUGCACUCAAUUCGCCAAUCGUUAUGAACCAUUUGAUUACUUUUUAUUGUCCAUUCAAUGGCCUGGAACAGCAUGUGUUGGAAGAAAACCCAAUGAAUGUUUGGUACCUGAUUUUAUUAAUGAUUUUACAAUUCAUGGUUUAUGGCCUCAAUUCAAAAAUCCUGCCACUUAUCCUGAAUGUUGUUUCAAUGUGACCUUUGACAUUCAUCAAUUAAAUCCAAUUAUUAAUGAUAUGAAUCAAAAUUGGCCAUCCUAUUAUCAUCCCAAUGAUUACUUUUGGACUCAUGAGUGGCUCAAACAUGGAACUUGUGCUAAUGUUACAAUUUCACAAUUGACUUACUUUUCAAAUACUCUUCGAAUUUAUUCUAAAAUGCAUCUUGUGGAUGUUUUGAAAAAGGCAUCUAUUAUUCCUUCUCAUGGUAGCUAUAGUAAGCAAAGAAUGGAGGACACAUUAAAGAAUGCAGGAUUUCCUGGUGUCAUUGCUUGCACAAGAGAUAAAUCGAGUAUUGAGGAAGUUCGAUUUUGUGUGAAUAGAGAUUCCUUACAAUUGAUGGAAUGUGAUCAAGCUUUGAUUAAUGACAUUCAUACUCACAAUCCUUGUAAGGAUACUAUUUCAUAUCCACCCAUUCAUUAA